UGAUCAAAGACAAAAGGGUUGCCCCACAGUCCAAGCCGCGCUGUUAGAAGAGCAUAUAGCAAAGAGCCAAAUACACACACAGUCACACAGUAUUCUGCACUCAAUAGCCUCACAAGAGCAAAAAAAGCAGAAAAGAAUUCACCCCAUUUGCGAUUUUCCUUUGGAACAACAUCUUUAUAAAGAUACAAGCAAUAGGAUUACCGCAGAACGUUUAAUGAUCAUUGAAAAGAUAAUGAAUGUGGGUGAUCAUAACAGCAGUGAUGGUGCCAAUGGGAAGUCAUUGGUGGUUUCAGCCCAGGAAAAAGGUAGUAGGAACAAGAGGAAGUUCUUAUCUGAGUUUCCUCUAGACGUUCCUAUUGAUACACCUGCCCUAUCCCUUACAGAAUUUCCAAGGUAUGAGCUAUUAGAAGAACAACUCCUAAGCACCCCUAAUGAGGUUGGUUCACUUGAGGGCAGGUGUCAUCAGUCCAAUGAGAAACAAGCAGUGGAAACUUUACUACACGCCGACUGGGAUGAUACAAUAGCAUGUCAGCUAAUGGAACUUUUAUUUCAUAAUUUGUCCGCAACUUUCCAGAGUGCAAUCAAGAGGAUUGUUGAAUGUGGAUAUAGUGAGGAAAUAGCUGAAUGGGUCAUUUUGAGGAGUGGCCUUUAUCAUGGUAGCAAGGAUGCUGUCUCAACUAUUGUUGAUGGUGCCUUGGCUUUACUAAGUAGGGAAAAAGAAUUGGAUACUUCGAUGUCUCUCAUGUUUGAGGAUUUGAAUAGCCUAGUAGAGUACACGAUGUUGGAGAUGAUAUGUGUGCUGAGGGAGGUUAAGCCAGAUUUUACUGUUGCAGAAGCAAUGUGGUGUCUGUUAAUAUGUGAUUUGAACCUGUUACAUGCAUGUGCCAUAGAAGGAGAUUUUCUGGGUGAAUACAGUUUGGAAAGUCCGAGAGAAAGCUCAUCCGGUUCAAAACUUGCCCAACCUAUGGAGGCUUCUGUAGUGAGUCAAUUGGACCUGGAUAAACUACAGUCGUCAACACCUUCAAUGCCAAUUGCUAAAAGUUUGCAGUCUGAAGUUCCUUGUGAUGAUCCCCUCGCGCAAUUGUCUAAUUCUAUAUACUCACAUCUUCAUGGAGUGGAAAUUACAGCAAACGGAAGUUCAGCUCGUCUUCCAGUAGCGAAGAGUAAGUCUGCAGGGGUUGGCGGAGAGAGUGUACUGUCUAUAACGAAAGCAGCAAUUUUAGAAGAAAAAUGUGGAACUGGGAGAAGGGGAUCAUCUCUGAACUCCAAGAAAGAUAUGCUUAGACAAAAGACAUUUCAUUUUGAGAAAAGCUAUAAAGGCCGUAUGGGUAAGGGUUCCUUUAAAGCGAAACUCACCACCUGGAGCAGUAUGGUUUUGGACAAGACGCUGAACUUUGAAUCUUGUUCUUCUGAUCUCGUAAUGAAGAGCACUAACUCUAAGUUAGCUACUACAGUUAAAAGCAAUGGCCCUUCAGCAGUACGCUGUUCUCAUACUUCAAGCACCUCCCCCUCCAUUGCAACUUCAAGUGAAACUGCUAGUGUGCCAGCCACCCAAGAUACUGUUUGUGCAUUGCCUGCUGUAAACACAAACAUUUCUGCAUCACUGACUCCAGAGCCCAAGUCUUCCUCAAAGACCCCUGGCAGCACUCCUGCCCCUCCUAAAGUUCUAGACUAUUAUGCUGGUAUCCCAUACGAUGAGUCUUUGGGGAAACAUGUCCCACAAAAUAAGAAAGACGAAAAAAUAUUGUCGCUAAUUUCCCAUAUGCAGACACUGCAGAAAGAGCUCCAAGGGUGGACUGAUUGGGCCAAUGAGAAGGUUAUGCAGGCUGCUCGGAGGCUUGGCAAGGACCAGGGGGAGCUUAAAAUGCUGAAGCAAGAGAAAGAAGAGGCCGAGAAAUUUCAGAAGGAAAAGCAAAUGGUGGAAGAAAGCAACAUGAAGAGGCUUUCUGAAAUGGAGUAUGCAUUGUCAAAUGCCAGUGGCCAGAUUAAGAUGGCCGACUCUACUCUUCACAGGCUUGAGGAGGAGAAUGCUGCGCUAAAGAAGGAGAUGGAUGCUGCGACGCUGGCUGCCCUGGAGUCUUCUACAAACUUCCACCAAGCCGUUGCGAGGGAGCAGGAGAUACUGAAGAAGUGCCAAGCAUGGGAGAUGGAGAAGGGCUCAUUGCAGGAUAAUUUCUCAAACCUGAAACGUGAAACAGCUCAUUUUGAACAGGAACUAGAGAGAGCCAAAACGCGCCAGAACCAGUUUAAGGUUCUGUCGGAGCAGCAGGAGAGGGAGAAACGGAGGUUUCUUCAGCAGGCUGAUUCCCUUAAGGCUGAAAGGGAGAAACGGGGAGUUCAGAGUAAAAUGGAGGAGGAUAAUAUUAGAGAAAUGGCAGAGAGCAACAUGCAAAAAUGUAAAGAAGAUAUCCGAAAGCUUGAGAGUGAAAUCUCUCUAUUAAGAUUUCAGUCUGAAGGUUCAAAAAUAGAAGCACUCAGAAGAGGCAUCAACAACACGAGACCGCAAUCUCCUAAAACCACAAAGAACGUGGCAGUCUUUGAGGAAAAUCUUGGCUCUGCUAGUGUGAAAAUUGAGAGGGAGUGUGUUAUGUGUUUGAGCGAGGAAAUGACGGUGGUUUUCCUCCCAUGCGCUCAUCAGGUUCUUUGUGCACAAUGCAACGUGCUUCACGAAAAGCAAGGAAUGAACGACUGUCCUUCUUGUAGGACGCCAAUUCAGCAACGGAUUAAUGUUCGAUUUGCUCGUUCUUUUAGAAGUUAGCGCCAGAAUCAUCUUAAGAGUGAUACAUAAUCCAUUAUCAAGGGACAGGCAAGACAAUUUAUCAGUUCAUAUUGUCCCCUUUUUCGGCCUUUACAUCAUACCUUAGCUAAUUUAGUUGAUACAAAAAUGCAAAAAGGUAUAGAUAGGUAGUAUUAAAAGAGUGUAGAAUAAGGACACUGCCUAAUGGACCUUGUAAAUUUUUAGUAAAAGUUCAAUUAUCAAGUGUUAGAUCUUCUUGUACCUAACAGGAGAACUUGGUCUAUAUGUCUUGUAUAAUGGGUUCUUUUUGCUUGUUGAUUCCAGUUUACCUGAGCUAUUACUACAUAUUGUUUUUUUUCUUCAA
Solanum dulcamara is the source of this 3101-nucleotide messenger RNA. RefSeq names its product putative E3 ubiquitin-protein ligase RF298. NCBI's taxonomy places the organism in Eukaryota, Viridiplantae, Streptophyta, Magnoliopsida, Solanales, Solanaceae. The transcript is spliced from 3 exons. The record is from RefSeq and is a predicted model, not a curated record. Bases 215 to 2758 code for a protein of 847 amino acids.